AAAACAGAUAGGAAAGAUUGCCUCACAAGUCACAACAUUCCUAAGUUUGCAAUGGCGGGAAUCCCAGAUCAUAUCCAAGACCAACAUCUUGUGGAGGAGGAUCAACCCUUUGAUCUGGAAGAUUGGCUUCCAAUCACAGCAUCAAGGAAUGCCAAUUGGUAUUAUUCAGCUUUCCACAACGUCACUGCCAUUGUUGGUGCUGGCGUUCUCGGUCUUCCUUACGCCAUGUCAGAGCUUGGAUGGGGACCUGGGGUUGUGGUGUUGAUCCUGUCAUGGGUGAUCACGUUAUACACCCUCUGGCAAAUGAUUGAGAUGCAUGAGAUGUUUGAAGGGCAACGGUUCGAUAGGUACCAUGAGCUGGGUCAGGCAGCCUUUGGUAAAAAGCUUGGUUUGUACAUCAUCGUGCCCCUACAACUACUUGUCGAGAUCAGUGUGUGCAUAGUCUAUAUGGUCACUGGAGGUAAAUCCCUGAAGAAUGUACAUGACCUUGCUUUGGGAGAUGGUGACAAGUGCACAAAGCUUAGAAUUCAACACUUCAUUUUGAUCUUUGCCUCUUCACAGUUCGUGCUCUCCCUUCUUAAGAACUUCAACUCCAUUUCUGGUGUCUCCUUGGUAGCUGCUGUCAUGUCUGUCAGCUAUUCUACAAUUGCUUGGGUAGCCUCGCUGAGGAAGGGUGCCACCACCGGGAGUGUAGAGUACGGCUAUAGAAAAAGAACAACCUCAGUGCCAUUAGCCUUCUUAAGUGCACUGGGUGAAAUGGCUUUUGCGUACGCAGGUCAUAACGUUGUUUUGGAAAUUCAAGCAACGAUCCCAUCAACACCAGAGAACCCAUCAAAACGACCCAUGUGGAAGGGAGCGGUUGUAGCCUAUAUCAUUGUAGCUUUCUGCUACUUCCCUGUGGCACUUGUAGGUUUCAAGACCUUUGGAAACAGUGUUGAAGAGAGCAUCCUCGAAUCACUAACAAAACCAACGGCACUUGUCAUUGUGGCCAACAUGUUUGUGGUCAUACAUCUCUUGGGAAGCUACCAGGUGUAUGCGAUGCCCGUGUUUGACAUGAUCGAAUCUGUAAUGAUAAGGAUAUGGCACUUCAGUCCAACAAGAGUUCUACGGUUUACCAUCCGAUGGACUUUUGUGGCCGCCACGAUGGGAAUAGCGGUCGGUUUACCGUAUUACAGCGCAUUGCUGUCAUUUUUUGGGGGAUUUGUGUUCGCCCCGACCACAUACUUUAUCCCAUGCAUCAUGUGGCUGAUCCUAAAGAAACCAAAGAGAUUUAGUCUCUCAUGGUGUAUGAACUGGUUUUGCAUCAUUUUUGGGCUUGUGCUGAUGAUCAUAGCACCUAUUGGGGGACUGGCCAAACUAAUCUAUAAUAUUCAAAAGGGCACUCUACCUAAUUCAAGAUGCAACUUACCUAAACACUGACGAUUGCCUUGUAGGUAACAUAAAUUGGUUGGAC
Molecule: messenger RNA, 1453 nt
Organism: Arabidopsis thaliana (thale cress)
Lineage: Eukaryota; Viridiplantae; Streptophyta; Magnoliopsida; Brassicales; Brassicaceae
Product: Transmembrane amino acid transporter family protein
Exons: 8
Coding region: 52-1419 (455 amino acids)
Cellular component (GO): plasma membrane
Source: RefSeq, marked reviewed